UGAGGUGUGAUCUACUAUUGUUCCUUUCGAAUCUACAUCGAAAAAGCAUUGACAAGAGAGCGACUUUUACUAUCUUGUUGGUCGAUAGAGGCCAGCGUAGAUAAUUAUAGCUCGGUAGACACUGGUUGUAGAGCGAGAGGAGUGAUCCGUGUCCUGCGUCAAAUGUAGACUUCCUUGCUCCUUUCCUGGAGGCGAUGUCCACGCGGAGAUUUUCGUAGAGCCCAUCAAGUACCGCUGAAAUGAAUACCAUCAGCGAACAUUCCAGUUUCACCGGAACAGCAUUGAAACCCAUGCCACAGCCAGGAACAAGUAACAUUACUAGAGUUGAGAGCUCGGCAAAUGGUGAGAUUUCAAAUGGUGACAUGCUAAUGGUAUGCUUGAUGGCGGGUGUCGGUGGAUUAAUUUUUCUCGCCAUCGUAUCCUUUCUCGUCUUCAAUCACCAACGACGAUCCUCGCGUCGAAUCAGACCCGGCGAAAUACGUGCGAACAUCAGCCGUGUGAAAAGCGCCAGUAACAUCAAUGGCUAUGACGCCGUAUACAACGGCGAGGAAAGCCGUGCGGCAGCCAAGAGUGGGUCUGAUUGCAAGUGCAAGAAAAAACAGAGAUUGGUGAGCAAAACGUCAAGUCUGCCAUCCAUGUUAACCGUGCACAGCGACAUGAUUCAUAGCAACAUCUCGUCGUUCUGCGCUGCAAGGCCCCAGAACGUUUACGUUGAGGACAAUGACAACAGCAAGUUCUGCACUGCGAUGCAGAAUAGUGUUUUCGCCGUGGAUAAUGACUUUAUCACUUACUGCGAUGCCGAAGAGUGUGUUGUUCCAUGGGUACAGUCCAGAGACAACUGUGACAACACUCUAACGCAGAAUGAAGCAUACAGGUCUUUGAACCAAGUCAACACAAAUGACAAAACUGGAAAAGGCCGGACGUCGAGUGAUUCUCAGACAGUGCAGUCAAUGUGGUCUUUGCAGAGCCUCGACCUGGAUUGUGUCUACUCGUCCGUUGGCAACCGUGUAGAGCGAUACGGCUCCUUAGGGAGCCGGAAUGCUCAGCCCAGCAAAACCACGAAUGACCAGUACGCCGCAGUGAACUGCCGUAAACGCAACCUUAGUUCCAGUGUAUCACUUCCCGGAAGACAUGAACGCAGGGACUCCGGACAUUCUCCUUACGAAAAAACAUACGCCUCCCAUCAUGAUCUUCACAACACCUGGGAUAAACCUCAGCACCGCACGCGAAGCCCCAAUCGCCGUGCAAGAGUUAGGCGGCAUUCAUCAAGCAUGGGAACCUCCGGUGCAGGUCCGUGUCAGUCCCACCUAGCAAUGUUCUCAUGUUCUAGCAGUCAAUUGGCUAAACAUGAUGAAUGGAGGAAUGGUUUCGCCAAUGGUUUAUCUGACGAUUGGCAUGCUGGGAAAGUCAGUUCAGGCAGUCAUGGUCUGAACCCCGCCCAGCCUGGUGCUGAAGAAGACCUCGGCUACAACCAUUCUUCAAAUCCAGCCGUCACCAAUAAGGACCCUGGUUAUGUUAGGUACCGGAAUACAAGGAGGGCCGAGCGGUCCAGACUUUACUCAGCAAUGCAUCUUGAACCCUCGCAUGGCUAUGCAACCGUGCCGCAUCGUAAGAAGCUAUCCACUGUGAGCGAGCGAACCUUGGAAGGCAAUGGAAACUGCUCCGUCGCCACCGAUGAUUCUCCUAAUUAUGAUGAUCACAAGCAGAAUUUCACUGAAGCCGAAGGCCGCAAUUGGCAAGAUAUCGUGAGAAAGUCCAAAUCUGAGAGUGUUCUUGAUUCUGAGAAUACCUACAACUUCCCUGCCAAGACAUUUGAUAAAUGUUCCAAUCUUGUCUGCCGCGGGAAUAGCACAGAGUCUAAGGAAAAGGUUUCGGACACUGUCAAGGAUGACCCAGACCAACAACCGCAUGUGAUGUUGACUGGCAUGACUUCGGGAAGCGUAGGCACGAAAGGGUCAGCUCGUGACAUCGACGCAUGCCUUCCUAGUGCCAUGAGCGCUGCUAGUGGGCAGGGUCAUAUCACAUCAACUGAGGGUGCCUUGAUCGGUGGCGUCUCAGCUGUAGCCCGCAGUUUCUCAUUGAGCAGCAUGGUGCAAAAGGCUUUACCAAGGUGGCUGUCACGCACCCGGAGUUCCACUUCUCCGCCGUCUUACAGCAACUCCGCUCACAGCAAUGUUGGAAGCGCGUGGGAUCUGAGCAAACUGACUAAAGAUCGCAGCGUUGUCAUGACGGGAUCAGCCUCGAUCCACACUGCAACAACAGUUCCAGGACAUUUCGUGUCUGCUUUGUCUGACGACUCCUUCUCUACACACAUAGCACAAGCUAAUGAAGACCGGUAUGUGCUAGACUUAAGAAGCGGAGACACGGCUCCGGAUAAAGCUACCUGCCCAGCUGAGCAUGCCGUCUGUAGUACACAAGUAAGCUAUGUGACUCUCUGCGAUUCCAACAAGAACCUGGUAGCUGAUGCCAGCGAGCAUCACCAGUACUCGUACUCAGCAGUUGGAGAUGUUUGGGCGGAAAUCAAACCUGGAGUAACACUCGAGGCGUGGAGAGAUACGGGGGCAGGCGCCGUCUCACGAGGAACAGCUUAUGUUGAUCUCUCUAACAUGGCCGCUCAGCGGGGUGUUGUCUUUGCAGGGAACAAGGAUGGUGGGAAUGAAUGCAUUCCCUGUCCUACUGCGGACAUGGUUUAGUCAUCUGAAUCCAAAAUUCAACCAAGAGUGAAGGACUUAAUCACCAUCACAAGCACAGAUUCGGUGAACACAUGACUCUCGUUGUUCCCAGAUGUCACUGUAUUUGUGCUGUUUCAGAGUGGCUUUGCCCCCGGCAGCGGAGCAUGGGCCGACAAACAUUGGCUUAUCUAAACGAGGCUUGUAGAUCGGAAGUUUGUUUGCCCAAGGGACGUCUAACAUUCUCAGCGAUGGAGAGACGGUCUAAAGAAGAUCACCCACACGGGACUAGUGGAAGCAACAAUGGCAGCAGCACCAACUUCAGCAAGAGCACAAACAGAUGCACAAGCACCAGCACCAGCAGCAGUGGUAUUACCAGCGACAACAGCAGCAGUAGGAUUACAAGCAGCAGAACCAGCGGCAGCGGAUGAUAAAUCGCAUCGUACACCGGUGAACAAGUUUGGAUUUAAAAAGUCAUGUUGCUUAGGAAUCAGUAAAGGGCUGAGUUUUGUCAUAAUAUAAUCACAUGCCCUUUUUAGUUAUGUAUUUAUCCCAAAUAAUAUAUUUUGGGAUUUAGAUUAUUCAAAUUUAUGUUGCUGAGUUUACCAAUACACUGCGAUUUAUAGCUAUAGUCUGCGCAGGGAACGCCGCCUUGGUAUGUACAUGAGGUCGCACACACCCACGCACACACACACACACACACACACACGCACGCACACACACACACACACACACACACACACACACACACACACACACACACACACACACACACACACACACACAUACACCCACACACACACACACACAAACACAGCCAUACAAAGAUGCACGAAGAAACACACGCACGUGUACAUAUCCACAUGUGCAAACACACAAACCGCACAUCCUCACCUACUAUGCACAUACCCACUGGCAUUUGCUUAUCCAUGUGCACAUAUCAACCUACUCUCAACUUCCAUUUUCAUUUGGAGAACACAUCUUUGGUCCGUAUUAUAGUCUGUGCCAAGCAGUCACGUAUCACCUUUCUACGCUUCCUUGCUAGACUCAUUCUGGAACUGUUUGUAAAAUUAAUACUGAUAGCUUGUCCUUUCUGUUA
Sycon ciliatum is the source of this 3768-nucleotide messenger RNA. RefSeq lists its product as uncharacterized. The transcript has 7 exons. Bases 240 to 2693 code for a protein of 817 amino acids. The record is from RefSeq and is a predicted model, not a curated record. Lineage: Eukaryota; Metazoa; Porifera; Calcarea; Leucosolenida; Sycettidae.